This is a messenger RNA of Octopus sinensis (East Asian common octopus), 4778 nucleotides long. Its product is annotated as N-acetylglucosamine-1-phosphotransferase subunits alpha/beta. The transcript has 29 exons. Bases 143 to 3742 code for a protein of 1199 amino acids. Gene Ontology annotation, molecular function: UDP-N-acetylglucosamine-lysosomal-enzyme N-acetylglucosaminephosphotransferase activity; calcium ion binding. Gene Ontology annotation, biological process: carbohydrate phosphorylation; N-glycan processing to lysosome. Gene Ontology annotation, cellular component: Golgi apparatus. The record is from RefSeq and is a predicted model, not a curated record. Lineage: Eukaryota; Metazoa; Mollusca; Cephalopoda; Octopoda; Octopodidae.
UCGAGUCCGGUUUUGCACACGACGGAAGUUAAAUUCUGUCAUGUGACUGAAACAAUCCAUAUCUCGAAAAAACAGCGCCACGUUUUGAAGACAAGUAUGGAUUUAGAAAUACCAGGAGGGGUGUUCUCGCACAACUUGUUUCAUGUUUCUUGAGGAAAACUACCGCGCUUACUUGACAAAAAUGAGAACUUUCUGCAAGUUCAUACAGCGACAAGCCUACACUAUCCUCUCUUAUAAAUAUGGCACAACGUUGUUCUUCUUCGGCUUCGUCUUAAUCGUCGUCUCAGCUUUCCAUUUCGGAGAGACUGUGAUGCAAUGGAGCCAAAAGCAGUACAUUACUAUGUUUAGUUCAUUCACAGACAAUGUAGCUGGUCAUUCAUUUAAACACAGAUUGUGUUCACCAAUGCCCAUAGAUGUUGUCUACACCUGGGUGAACGGAUCUGAUCCUGAACUGAUUUCAAAAUUGCAACAUGUCAAAAUAAUGCUCCAGACUCAGUUGAAUGAAUCAAGGGUUGACACCUGCAUAUUCAGUGACUGUGUACCAGCAGACCUCAUUGUCAUCGAUCCUCAGUUUCCAACUUCCCUACCUUUGGAAAAUCUACGUCAGAAGUAUUCUCUGUUUAAUGAAGCCACUGAUGUCACUACGAUAAACAAUACUGACAACAGCCGCAUGGUGACAGUUGUGUCAUAUGAUAAUGAGGCUGCAGUAAUCAGAGCCCUAAAGAACAAGGAUUCCAUUUCCUGGAAGAAUAAUUCUGUGAAUAAAGUUUAUUAUACAUCUGAUUGGACAUUACCACAGGGGGUAUUAUUGAAGGAUGUAAUCAUCAUGUCUGGUAUUCCUUUCAAACAUGGUAUGAAGAAUGUGAAGAACUUUUUUCCAAGCGUUUAUCAAGAUGUAUUUUCAAAGAUUGUUUCUUUUGAAGACAAAGGAGUUGCUGUGUUACAUGUUAAAACCAAAGCUGUCUUUGAAGAAGUAUUACAGCUCAACUUGACUAUCAGCGGGAAAAUAAUAUCUUUUGCUGCUGCCAGUAUUGUUUGGGAUCUCAAUGAUUAUUCUCGCACAGAAGAUUUUUCCCCGAGCCGUUUUGAAGAUAAUGAGGAACUACGAUAUUCAUUGAGAUCGAUUGAAAAGUUUGCACCAUGGGUUCGGAAUGUCUUUAUUGUUACUAAUGGUCAGAUACCAUCUUGGUUAAAUUUGGACAACCCUCGACUGCAUAUAGUUACUCAUGAGGAUAUCUUUUUGAAUAAAAGUUACCUUCCUACUUUUUCCUCUCCUGCAAUAGAAGCCAAUUUACACCGUAUUCCAGGAAUUUCAGAUAAAUUUAUCUAUCUCAAUGAUGAUGUAAUGUUUGGCAAAGAGGUCUGGCCUGAUGAUUUUUAUUCUCAUUCAACUGGACAAAAGGUUUAUCUAACAUGGCCAACACCUAAUUGUGCUGAAAACUGUCCUGCAAUGUGGAUUAAAGAUGGCUACUGUGAUAAAAGCUGCAAUAAUUCUCGAUGUGAUUGGGAUGGAGGAGACUGUGAAGGUCAACAGAACCAGCCAUCACAUGGCCACAUGGCAAACCUCUGGCCUGGAGAAUUAGAUCUUCAAAAUAAUAUAAAUGACAUGUAUUGUAACACCGGAUGUGCUAACAGUUGGUUAGCUGACCGUUACUGUGAUCAAAGUUGUAAUGUAUACUCCUGUGGUUUCGAUAUUGGUGACUGUGGUCUUAAAAAUUUCAAUGAAAUACACAAAAUUGAACUUUUGCCUGCUCAGAGAGUUUACCGUGUUCCUCCAAGUAAAAACCUUGUGUACUUCAACCUAACAAAUGCAAUAAACCUGUUUGGAGAAGUAACAUCAGCUAAGAUGGACAAAGAGGAGUUGGUGAGAAAAGCAGCCAUUUCCCUGCACUUCAAAGUGAUGACAAUUAUCCUGUAUUUAAACCAUUCAGAAACAACUAUUUCUUGCAACAUAACAUUCCAUAGUAAAGUCCUUAAUGCUACCAAUAGGAUUUCUUUUAAUUUAAUUGUUAAUACAAAUCAAAGUAGAGCAUUGAAAGCUGAGUUAGAAAAAGCUACUGCUACACAAGAGUCUAUUCUUUCUAUCAAUGAAACGGAAUCUAUUAUUAUUAAGUUGAACCAAAUGCCUGAGUCUUUACUACAACCGAACCCAAAGAGAUCCUCUGUAGUUCUGGUUGAGAAAAUACCAAACAUCACUUUUGAUGCUUUACCUAAAGAUAUUAAGGAACAACUGGAUUUCCUGAAACAGCGGCUUGAAGAAGGUGAACUUACUGAAAAAGGAUAUAAAAUUCACAUAUACUUGCUCUGGAAGAUUUGGCUAAACAGAAAUCAGUCAAUGCCUGACAUACAAAAUGAGAAAGAUACCAAGCCACAUACAGACACAAAAAAGAUGGUUCUUGAUGAUAUACACAAUCGCUUAGUACGGAAAUCUUCAACAAGCCUGCUGUUUAACACACCCAGAUCAAAUGAAGUGCAACAGAAUGAUAAACAUGAGCCAAUAUUACACAAAUCAAGAAAUCUGAUGUCUGCAUUUCAAUUCUCUUUCAAACGGGGUGUCUUUCCAUGGGAGAAAUCUGGUCCACUUGUAGAGUUGCAAGCUAAAUUGGAUGUCUUGAAAAACAAAGAACAAUAUUCUGUGCAUUCUGUAAAGCAAAGAAGAUUACUGGAUACAUUUGCUGACUCUAUUCUCAAUGUCAACCGUAUAUAUAACAGAAUGUUUGGUUACAUAACUCGCAAAGUUCCUGCUCACAUGCCUCAUAUGAUUGACAAAAAUAUUAUGGCAGAGCUUCAAAACCUUUUUCCUGAACAGUGGGCUAUCACGUCAUCACAUAAAGUGCGCAGCUCAAAUGAUAUGCAGUUUGCAUUUGCCUACUUCUACUAUUUAAUUGGUGUGAAAGAAAACAUAACUGCCGAACAAAUAUUUGAUGAAAUGGACACAGAUUCAUCAGGUAUUCUCUCGGAUCGUGAAAUCAGAACCUUAGCUACCAGAUUGUUUGAUCUUCCAUUAGACUUAAAUACAUUACUGAAACUUGAAAAUAUUUUUAUAAACUGCUCAAAAUCAUUUUCACCAUCAUCAUCAUCAGAAUCAUCACCAUCUUCAGUGUUAUCAUCAAUAAAUAAAAGUAAAGCUGGAGAUUCAACUGAAAAAUACUAUGAAAUCAAUAUGCCCCAAGUGAACCGGGAGUUUUUUCUAACUUGUCCAGAAAUCCAGCAGCUUAUUCAGAAAAGUUUUAAACCCAAACCAAAAUAUAAACAUGUGACUAGUGGAGAUGGAGAAAUUGCUUUCAAGAUGAUAAAGACCAACAUUUCAUUAGUUGUUGCACAGCUCGAUGACAUACGCAAACAUCCGAAAAAGUUCAUCUGCCUAAAUGAUAAUAUCGACCAUUCAUUGGCAGAAGCCAAAAUGGUCAAAGCUAUUUUAAAUGAUUUUUUUGAAUCAAUGUUUCCAAUGCAAUCACAUUUUGAGCUCCCAAAAGAAUACCGGAAUCGUUUCCUUCAUUUACAUGAACUUCUUGAAUGGCAGAAAUAUCGAAACUGGCUCCGGUUUUGGACAUAUUUAACUUUGAUCAUUUUGGUGAUGUUAGCACUCCUAUCCUUCUGUUCUGACCGAAUUGAAUCAUGGCAUAGGAGAUUCCUGCAUCGACGUUCAACAUCUCGAAAUGUCAGCAGACAGUCAUCGAACAAGAAGAAAAGCAGCAAAUCUUCCACAGCAAGACAAGAACCACAGAAGUAUAUAGUUUAACCCAAAUAUAUCUCGCUCACCUCUUCAUAUUCUUCAAUUGUUUACUGGUUGGUUGUAACAGUUGACCUUUAUUAUUCACAAUCUCUUCUUCAUAUUCCAGAAGAAAAACCUUCUGGUUUUAUCCUAUGAAGCUUAACUGCAGUUAAAAUAAAUGUCUUCUUCGUAUUCCAGCUGAAAAUUUGGUUUUAACCCAUGAAGCAUGACUACAGUUAAAUGAAGACUGAAGUGAAUUUUUGCCAGGAACAUGGUACAUAUGAAUCCAAAAACCCUAGUUUACAGUGAUGCAACAGUGUUACUAAUACAUAUAGUGAUAUACUUACUGGUAUUGGCAGAAAUAACUUACAUCAUUUGUAACCAACAUGGUUUAAAGCAGAUAACAACCAUAUGGAGUAAUCUGAGCAGCGAGGUGCAAAGAAAAGUAUCAUACGUUAUGAUUAGACUGUAAGACUCAUUAUAAAAAGUGUAAUAAAUUAAUGGUAUAUAGGAACAAAAGCUCUGUGACAUGCUCGGAGUUACGAAAUCACUUACGGUAUGAAAAUGAUAUGGCAGUCUUUUGUUUCUUUUUUCAAUUAUUUCUCUAAUCUCGUUCAGCUGGAAGAGAUAAUAGAAUGCUGUACUUCAGUUUUUCAGUUUUUAGUUUCAUUCGUCCUAUAUUCUAAGUCUAAAUUUUGAUGGAGCUGACAUUACAUUUUUUUUUUUUCGAAAGUUAUUAUUAGUACACCAAAGUUAGUCCAAAUAGACUUUGAUGUAAUAAAAAUUGCCAGGCAUCUACUUAAAAGUAAUUAUUAGUUUUUAAGCAAUUAUUUAAUUUUAGUCUAAAUUAAAAACAAUUCAUAAUAAUUCUGACAGCUUAGUGCCAUGAGUUAUGUCCCUUGGACAAAGACUAACUUUGUUCAGCGUUUGCCAGGUUUCACGAGAUUGUAUACCUACCUCUCGUUUCAGUGAUUAUCAAGAAAGGGAGCAAUCGCUUCAAUAAUAUGCAAAUGUUUAAAUUUUCAAAGACGAAAAAACAAAAAAAAAACCACCCAAAAACACC